This is a messenger RNA of Cyprinodon tularosa, 721 nucleotides long. RefSeq names its product C-X-C motif chemokine 2. The coding region runs from base 45 to 365 and encodes 106 amino acids. Gene Ontology annotation, biological process: inflammatory response; cellular response to lipopolysaccharide; antimicrobial humoral immune response mediated by antimicrobial peptide. The transcript has 5 exons. Gene Ontology annotation, molecular function: CXCR chemokine receptor binding; chemokine activity. NCBI's taxonomy places the organism in Eukaryota, Metazoa, Chordata, Actinopteri, Cyprinodontiformes, Cyprinodontidae. The record is from RefSeq and is a predicted model, not a curated record. Gene Ontology annotation, cellular component: extracellular region.
UUCGCCACAUCCUUGACGGUGCUGAAAGCUCAGAAACUCUGAAGAUGAAGAAAGCUCUGAUCCUCCUGGUUGCUCUGACUCUCUGCUGCUGCAUCCCUGAGCUGCAUGCAUCUUCCAGGUCAGGGUGUCGCUGUUUAAAAACCUCCUUUCAUCGUAUUUCUCCCCUCAAUGUUGCCAAAGUGGAGGUGACUCCUCCAUCAGGACGUUGCCGCCGUGCAGAAAGAGUUGUCAUCAGGAAAAAUGGCUCCAAAGUUUGUAUCAGUCCAAAUGCUGCGUGGUUCCCAGAGUUCCUCAGGAAACUUGACGGGAUGGGCUGUGACAAAGCAGGCGCGGCGCCUUGCAUUCGUCGUCAUUUAUUACGAUAAUGGGGCUAUGAAAACAUCACCACAACCACUGUGUCUACAACAACCUUCUGAGGGAUAUUCUGCAGAAAGUGCUUCAUCCAACCUCAUAUGACAGCGGUUAAUGCGCAAAAGAGCUGAGCCGAUGUUUUAUUUUUCUACGUUAAAUCUGAAUUUCAUAUUUUUUUUAUACUGGUUUCAUUAUUUCCAUGCACUCCAUGCUGAUCAAAUGUACUCUCUUUGUGAAUAAGCUCAAGUUCUGUUUCUUCUAACUCUAUUAUCAUGUUUUUUUUAAAUGAAGAAAUAAAAACAAGAAUAAAAAUACUCCAUUAAGACUGAUCAUUUAUUGCCCUAAAGGUGCACUGCAAAAACAAUGUAGA